AUGGAGAAUCAAGCGGCAUGGUUUCUCGCCAAGGGCGAAGGCCUCAAGAUUGGCCCUGCAGAAAUUCCACACCCUGGUGAGGGUGAAAUUGUGAUCGAGAACCGCGCUGUUCCCCUCCAUCCUGCAGACUGGAAGCUACAGAAAGGCAUUCUGCCGAUUCCGUUGACGCUACCCACGGUCCUUGGCAUGUCUAUUGCAGGCCUUGUCCAUGAAGUGGGACCUGGCGUAACUCGAUUCAAGAAGGGCGACAAAGUUCUCUCUAUCAGCGCUUUUGUCUUACACGACAAACCCAAAUAUGGCGCUCAUCAACGAUUCACUUUGACAUCCGAAGCUUUGACAUGUCAUAUUGGAGACGUCGGCUUCGCCGAAGCUACCUCGGCUGCAAGCGUAUACGCUGCAAUGUCUGCGAUGGUGAUUCAUCUCGGGCUCGACAAGCCAUCGAAAGAUGCAGCACCGAAGAACGAGAACGUCCUCGUUUGGGGUGGGUCCUCAUCAGUCGGAGCUUACGCGAUUCAGAUUGCGUCGCAGGCUGGAUACCAGGUCAUAACAACGGCGUCGUCUAAGAACUCAGAAUACGUCAAAUACUUCCGUGCAGCCGAAAGUUUCGAUUAUCGAUCCCGAACUAUACGGGAAGAUCUGAUUAAACACGGACCCUAUAAAGCUGUGUACGCCGCAGCGGAUACUGCGGCAGACCAGAUCGUUAUAGGCGAUGUUCUAGCUGCUCAAGGCGGAGGAAAGUUUCUGGCUACCAUGGGAGUCAGACCUGGCGUUAAGCUUCCAGAAGGAGUAGAGGGAUAUUUUGUUCAGUAUUUGGAUGACUAUUUGAAGAAAGAGAACGAGGAGUUUACGAAGUGGACAUUUGGUGAGUAUUUGGAGAGGGGAUUGGUGGAGGGGACUUUGAAGCUGGGAAAUGUGGAGGUUAUUGGGGGCUUGGGAAGUGUCCAGUCUGGGUUGGAUCGGCUGAGGGAAGGGAAGCCAUAUCGACCGAAAAUCCACGCUGCCAAAGCACGCGAUUCAAUCCCCCGCUCUAUUAACCCCUUCAAUAUAAACGCAACACGUGCUGAACAACACGAUAGACACGUAAAUCGCGACCGAGGAAAGCGUUAUACGCUUAAACUCUAUCUUGACCGUAAUCGCGAUUUUGACCAUGGAGGCACUAUAGGAAGAGCCAGAGGUCCCGUGUUUACGUUCGCGAAUAAUUACUUGCCGGAGGACUAUCUUGACAGCAUCAAGGAUUUACUGGAGGAAGACAAGGUCAGAUUUGGCGGAAAGGCUCCGAUUCUGGUGGUCGAGAAGUAA
Messenger RNA from Venustampulla echinocandica, 1299 nucleotides. RefSeq lists its product as uncharacterized. Gene Ontology annotation, molecular function: oxidoreductase activity, acting on NAD(P)H. The transcript is spliced from 7 exons. Bases 1 to 1299 code for a protein of 432 amino acids. The record is from RefSeq and is a predicted model, not a curated record. Lineage: Eukaryota; Fungi; Ascomycota; Leotiomycetes; Helotiales; Pleuroascaceae.